Messenger RNA from Acanthochromis polyacanthus (spiny chromis), 6862 nucleotides. Its product is annotated as adenylate cyclase type 4-like. Gene Ontology annotation, biological process: cAMP biosynthetic process; adenylate cyclase-activating G protein-coupled receptor signaling pathway; intracellular signal transduction. Gene Ontology annotation, cellular component: plasma membrane. Gene Ontology annotation, molecular function: adenylate cyclase activity. The record is from RefSeq and is a predicted model, not a curated record. NCBI's taxonomy places the organism in Eukaryota, Metazoa, Chordata, Actinopteri, Pomacentridae. The coding region runs from base 1918 to 5823 and encodes 1301 amino acids. The transcript has 26 exons.
CUUUACAUUAAUUAACUUUUCCUGUUUCAGCGCAUAAAAGUUAAUGUCCAAACGGUGUUUUUCUGCUGUCACAGUUAUUUUAACCUUUCCAGCUUUUAAAAGCGAUGAAUUAAGAACCGAUGUGAUUAAUAGCUCAACAAUUAGCCUCUAUUUUAAAGUGUAGUCCUAAAGUAGACAUUAAAGUUAUUUAAUUUUGUCAUGAGCUCAGUCUUUUCUGCACCUGCUGCCAUCAUCCGUCACGCCAUAGACAGCAAGUUAGAUUCUAGAUAGCUUUGUUAACAUUCACUUUCCUCUCAGUGCUGAUAAGAUUUCAAAAUUCACUUUUAAAACUCCUCAGAAACUCAACUUUUUGUCUCUAAAUAGCAGGUUUCUUUUAAAAGCGUGCUUUACCUGAAUGUUGGGGAGCAUUCUGCACCAGUAAUAACGUUUUUAAUCACUGAAAUCAGGAAAGAAGUAGAUAAGGCUUCACGGUUUUUCACUCAAGAAUGUCAAAUAUUAGCUUAUUCCAGCCUCAAGUAUAUGAGGAUUUGCUCGUUUUGUUUGUCUAGCUCGAUAAACUGAAUAUAUGCUGUUAGUCAGACAAGCAAUCACAAAAACUACUAUUAAACUCCUUGAUAGUGGAUUCAUACUUUACUGAUUAGUCAAUCAAUUUUUAAACUAGUCUAACUCUUAGGUUAAAAUACAACAGGAGAUUUACUUGGUUCAUCAUGAUUGGAAUAAAUAAACGUCAAAAGAUAAGUACUGUGUGAAUGUUUUUCCCCAAAAAUGUGCCUUUUAAGUAACUGUUAAUAAAACCAGAAGGCAAUCUAGCAUUCCAGCAUUGAGUUUGAUCUAAUAACGCUUUGGAAAACCCCUUCCUCUUUUUGAAAAGUGCCUCACAGACAAGCAGAAGCGAGUAGUGAAACCAGCAGACGGGGGAAAAAGGACACCAGUGGAACAGCAUUUCACACGAGUACGAACAAUAAGCGUACUGUCAUUACACACACUAGUGUGUUGGCCUUUUAUAGACACACUACCCCUGUGUGGAAGUGUGGAAAAGAAACCAGAUUGUUGUCAUUUAAUGUGAAAGGGGUGCAGUAAAGCUGACCAGCCACGGUGUGCAGGUGGCACAGGGUUAAAGGUAUGAAUCAGGUGAAUUACUGCAAUAAUCCCUCCAUGACUGUGCUAUUAAAUCAGACAUGUAUUUGCGGCAGAGGAGACAGAUUAAAAAGAUAUUUUAAUCCCGGAAUCAAUGUCGAUAGGGAAUGAGGAAGGCAGUUGUGACGCUUUGCCACAGUGAGACGGUUUGUAUAAAUGACAGGGAAGAAGAAGCUAAAGGGGGAAAGCGGCAGAGAGGCCGAUCAGAGUGUAGGUGGCGACUGGAAAAAAAUGUUUUUAAUGUGCGCAGGGUGCGUCACUGACAUGUCAUUCCAGUACACACCUGAAAUGUGUGUGUGUGCUUUGUGCAUGAGCGUGUGCUACUGGGGAAGAGCUAGCAGCCAGACUAACAAGUUUUUGCAUAAUGGGGAAAUGACUAGAACAGGCCGUCAUUAAAAUGGCAUUAAAACCAUGCACAGGUACGACUGGUUUGCUCUUCUUAUUGGACUUUGCAAGUGUGACAGAUCUCUGAGCUAAACAUCUGACGACGCUGUACAUGUAUGUUUAGGUUUGUUUACUCUUUGCUCGUUGUGUUUUUGCUAACCCUUUUUUUUCUGGCAGAGAGACUGUUCUCCUUCUUAGUAUGGAUCAGCGCCCAUCAAAGGACGUUCUGCUACAAUUCAGGAUUCCUCGUCACAGAUCUUUUGGACCUUAACAGAGAGGACCACCAUCAGUGCCGAAACAGAGGAGCUGGACUCUCUCUGGAAGAUUCUUUGUAGUUUGAUCUGACACACAGGCAGAGUCUGAAGUUGUCCAUUAACAGCACCUGACAAGGUCACGAUGCCAGACAAGUCCCAAGGUUUUCAGGACAAGACGAGGCCUGGAGGAGAAGUAUCGCAGGCGUCCUUGGUGCCGGACAUCAUCAUCAUCUCCAGCGAUGAGGAGGGCCAAAACGGUGGAGGUAACAUCCUGGAGCUGGAUGACUUGAGCCACGGACCAGACAAGUUAAAACAUUCUGCACAAAGCAACAGCAUUGACGUUUUACAAGGGAACGACAUCACAGGUAGUCUUACUGCCGGGGACCAAUCAGGACGCGGUGUUUCCCAGCUUCCUGUAGAAGUGGGCGUGGCCAAAACAGCACAGGCCCCUGAACCUCUCAAGACCAAUUCUUUGUUGAAGGGAACAGGCGUGACCUCCCAGAGCACGGAUGCUCCGGUCAACUCAUCCAGCGACUCGGACUACAGCAGCACAAAGUCCAGCCCCGGCUACGUGUGCACCAGCUUCAGCACUGACCUCUGUGGAGACGAUUUAUCUGAGCUCGAUGGAAGCUCGUUUGAAAAGACAAACUCUAUCUCUGCCGUCAAUCUGUCUGAAUCCAGCUUGAACACUUCUUACUCUGACAAAACCAGUAAAAACAUUCCAGACGAUCACAGGGACGACUCCGACAGAGACCUGACGGAUAAAUCAAAACCAGAGGUCUCUCCCUGCGGCACUUCGGCUGUAUUGCCCGAUUUCUCACCUCAAGUCAACCAAACCAGAGACAGCAUCGACGUCAGGUGGGACGAGGACGACGGGGACGAUGACAGGCGAAGCACUCGGUCCAGGCGGAGUGUGAAGGAGGGGGUGUGCUGCUGCUACCAGGCCUUCCACAGAGCUUUCCUACGGUGUGUGGAGGAGACUCCAGCCAUGCUGCCCGGACUGGUGCUGUCUUUGCUCUUCUGUGUGGCCAUCAUCGUCCUCAUUGCCACCACGAGCGACGUUGCUUUCCACGUGGGUGCGCUGUCGGUGGUUUGCGUGGUUCUUUGUCUGAGCGCCGUCCUGCUCGUCUGCCUGCCCUGGCUGGCCACGGUGAGGCGCUGUGGAGGAGCGCUGGCCCUCUUCGUCUGGGGGACGCUGUACAUCACCGCCAUAGUCUUCAUCUUCACAGAACGGCCCGUGACAACGUGGGAACAGGUCGCGUUUUUCCUCUUCCUCUCGCUAAGUGUCUACACGGUGCUGCCUCUCUCUCUGGCCUGGGCCCUCAUGGUCGGCGUAGGGACCAGCGUUUCCCACAUCAUCAUCAUCAGCGUCUACGUCCCGGUUACCAGCCCAGAGACACCAGAUCUGGCUGUGCAGCUGGUGGCCAACGCCGUGCUGUUCGUGUGCGUGAACUGCGUGGGGAUUUUUCACCUGUGGAUGACCGAGCACGAUCUCAGGAUAUCCAAUCAGAAGAGAGAAGAGUUCAGCGCCAUACGCUCGCAGAAGGAGAUAAAGAAGUAUCAGCAGGAGCAGCUCCUCCUGUCGGUGUUGCCACGGUACAUCGCCAUGGAGCUGAAAACGGAGGUGAUAAAGAGGCUGUCCAAGCCCACAGGGGAUAAGAAGAACGGAUCAAACUUCCACAACUUUCACAGCCUUUACAUACGGCAGCACAAAGACGUCAGCAUCCUGUACGCAGACAUCGUGGGCUUCACAAAGCUGGCCAGUACGUGCUCCCCAGAAGAACUGGUUGCGGUGCUCAAUAAGCUUUUUGGCAAAUUUGACGACCUCGCCAAGAAGAAUGGAUGCCUUCGCAUUAAGAUCCUGGGCGACUGCUACUAUUGUGUGUCAGGGCUGCCUGACCCCAUUCCCACCCACGCCAGCAACUGUGUUCAGAUGGGGCUGGACAUGUGCACAAACAUCAGUAAACUGCGUGAGGCGACGGGGGUAGAGAUCAGCAUGCGGGUCGGCGUCCACACCGGCAACGUGCUGUGUGGCGUGAUCGGUUUGCAGAAGUGGCAGUACGACGUGUGGUCACAUGACGUGACUUUAGCCAACCACAUGGAGUCAGGAGGUCUUCCUGGGCGAGUACACAUCACAGAGGAGACACUGCAGCACCUGAAUGGGGCGUACCAAGUGGAGGACGGGGACGGGGGGAGUCGGGACCCUCUUCUGAAAGGGAGGAAAACUUACCUGGUGAUUGACCCCCACAAACCCGACAGUAUUUCCCGGAGGCCAAAACUAGCUCACAGUCUUGCAUCAGGAGAGAACAGGCAGCGAGCGUCGGUCCGGAUGUCUCAGUAUCUUCAGUCCUGGCAUUCCAUCCACCCUUUCGCAGACCUGAGCAACCCUGACGCAACGUCCAAGAAACCCAUCGUCCCCUCCAACGCCGUCAUGAGCCAGCUGUGUGCCGAAAGGCCUCCUCUUCAAAGCAACCCCAAAUUUUUGGUCGUUGACAACGGUGUCAGAGGAUCCCUGGACACUUUGGACACUGCAGGGAGGAGAGCAAAGAAGCUCAACUGUCUGACUCUGCUGUUCAAUGACGUCAGCUUAGAGAAGCAGUUCCGCUUUUCAGAAGUGAAGGGUUUGCACCACUCAAUGAGCUGCAUCGCUGUGGUCUUCGUGACUCUUUUCAUUGUCCAGAUGCUCGUCUCUGAAAGGAACUUUGUGAUGGCAGUUUCCUACGGUGCGACGUUCCCAGUGUUGGUGCUGCUUCUGUCCAUCGCUUUCACUGGAUACUUGGAGAAAUGGCGCUCCAAGAUGCCGCUGAGCGUCCAGUGGAUAUCUGGGCUGUCGCGAGGCGUCUCCACCAGGGCGGCGCUACGAGUGUUUGUGGUCACUUUCUGCGUGCUCAUCGUCCUGCUCAUGGCCAUCCUCAACUUUCUCUUCCUUCCAGGAAACAACUGCACCUCGAUCGCCAACAGGACGGAGUUGGAAGCUCUGAAACUCUACACUGUGCCUUACUACCUGUACUGCUGCCUGCUGGCCAUGCUGGGAGUGAUCGUGUUCACCAGGACGUGUUUGUCGGUGAAGGCGCUGCUGCUCACCCUGGCUGUGGUCGUCUACCUCGCCCUCUUCAUCCAUGUUUACGCUCCUAAGUCCCGCUGCCUGAUUAAUCUGCUUCACAACGACACCAGGCCCGGUGUGCUGCAGGACCCUCAGAUCAUGUCUGGAGUUUGGCUGGUCAUCUUUUACAUCGUCUGCCUCAUUCUAGCCAGACAGGAUGAGCUGGGUUGUCGGGUAGAUUUCCUGCUGGAACGCUGUUUCCAGUCAGAGAGAGAAGAGAUGGAGACCAUGGAGAACGUCAACAGGCUGCUCCUCCAGAACGUCCUGCCGCUUCAUGUCGCCUGCGUCUUCAUGGGCAAAACUAUUCGCAACCAAGACCUGUACAGUCAGUCAUAUGACUGUGUGUGCGUGAUGUUCGCAUCGGUUCCUCAGUUCAAAGAGUUCUACAGCGAGAGCAGCGCCAACAGGGACGGCCUGGAGUGUUUGCGCUUCCUCAACGAAAUCAUCGCAGACUUUGACGAGCUUCUCUCCAAACCCAAAUUCUGCUCGGUGGUGAAGAUAAAGACGAUCGGCAGCACGUACAUGGCUGCAGCAGGGCUGACGAACUCACCGCCAGGAGACGACAGAAAGAAAGUUGACCUGUCCUACAGCCACGUGCGCUCCAUGGUGGAGUUUGCCAUCGCUCUGAUGGGAAAGCUGGAGCUCAUCAACACCCACUCGUUUAACAGCUUCAAACUCAGGAUCGGAAUAAACCACGGUCCGGUCAUUGCAGGAGUGAUUGGAGCCCAUAAACCUCAGUAUGACAUCUGGGGGAACUCUGUUAAUGUGGCCAGCAGGAUGGACAGCACAGGAGUGUUGGACAAGAUACAGGUGACCGAGGAGACGGCCCAGAUGGUCCAGACCGUCGGAUACAACGUCACUCUGAGGGGAAAAGUCAACGUGAAGGGCAAAGGGGAGCUCACCACCUACUUUGUGAACACGGACCAGUCAUCUCCUCAGUUCUGAUCCGCUCUGGGCCCGGACAGCUUGUUUUAGUAAAGCGGGUUUUUGCAGCUAACUGACUCAUUCUGGUUUCCACACAGAGAGAAGGACUGAAAACAGAAUCCCACUGUGUGCUCAGCUAUGGAGAGCAGUUAAUCAUUUACGUCUACGGAGUGGAGAACCGCCUUUGUCUGUGGACGAGACAUUAAAAACAAUCCAGACUGGUUGAAAGAAGACCUGAGAAUAUCACCUCCACGUUGCUGUACUGUAUCUGCACAUUUAUACUGUAUUAUUCUGAAAACAUUCUCUCAAAUCUGCUUCUUUUUGUAAAUGCUUAGAGUUGUUUUAUUAGAAGGAAAUAAGGUACCAAAGAUUUCCAUGUUUUAAUGAAGGAUCAGAAAGAAAUGUGACUUUUUUUUUCAGAGAUUUUUGUUUUGGGUUUGUUAUGCUUCUUUCACUCCAAGUUGCAUUUAAGUUUCAGCUCUUAUUCCCUUUAAAUGUUUCAUGCUGGAUUGUAGCGGUACAAAACGUUCAGCGUAGGAGGAGCGCAGGUGUCUCUAACGAUGAUUCUUGCCAGAUAUAGUCCGUGAAACUCGUCUGUUUGUGCAUCAGAUGCUUUGUUUCGCCUCCGAAGGGUGACAGGAUAAACCUACUGAGACGCAAGAUGAGUCAUGGGACAGGAAAGAAUCUGCAUCUGUGUGUGAAGUUUAUUUAUCGUAGACAUUUUUCCUGUUAAAUCCUGAUAAGGUUUAACUGUUCCACCACAAAUGACUAAACCCAGAAAGAGGAAUCCAGUCCAAUCGGCUGUGUGCAACCACGCAGAUGCACACAAAUAAAGUGCUAUAAGAUGAUUUCUGACGUCUGAAUAUAAGUGAAACGAUGCCACGGAAACUUAGAUGCACACUUGAUGUUGCACUUUCUAAUUUAUUGUAUGUUUUUGAAGGGAGUAUUCCUCAUUUUCUGUUGUGUAUUUCUGUGAGGGUUGAUGAGAGUAUAUAUAUGUGUUCAUUAUAGGGAAAUAUUUUUCUAUUCUAUUUAUAAAUGAAUAAAAAAAAUGCAGCCA